GUUCACUCUUCGAGCUCGCCGUCGCCGUCAACGAGCAGCGCUCAAAAGGGACGCCGAUGUCCCCCCUAAUACUUCGCAUUGGCUGUCGUACACUGCACACAAGCAGGCCCACCUUGCUGCGAAAUAUCUCCAACCUCGGCGCUGUACCCAAGCCCGCCGUACCCUUCACCGUCCCCGCCCACCCUGCCAUUCGAGCAUCAUCGCCCUCUCGUAUCCUCAGCCUAUUCCGCCCCAGUCCCAAGCUGAGAUUCUUCGCAACUUCAUUCCCUCUCGGUGUUCGCCCGCUGCCAGAAGCAUACUUCACCGUCACUCGAGGACUAGCGACCGUUGCCCGUACUCACCCGUCCCAGCCCCCGCCUCCCUCCAGUCCCAGUCCCAGUCCCAGUCCCAGUUCCAAUUCAUCAAAUCCAACUCCCUCAGCAGAGCAAGUGGAAGAAGAAGUGAGUCCCCCCCUCCAGCCGCUCUCCCCCGCUUCCGUAGGCUACUGGCUCUUCCUCCUCGCCGCUCUCUCGUUUAGCAUCAUCACCGUUGGAGGGGUGACGAGGCUCACUGAAUCCGGGCUGUCAAUCACGGAAUGGAGGCCUGUGACGGGUACACUCCCGCCUAUGAGUGAUGAAGCGUGGGAUGAGGAGUUUAGGAAAUAUCGGUCCACUCCGGAGUACAAGAUGCUCAACACCAACAUCACCCUCGAAGCGUUCAAGCGUAUCUAUUAUAUGGAGUACUCUCACCGUCUUCUAGGCCGGUUCAUCGGUCUCGUCCUGCUCGUACCCUUCGGCUACUACCUGGCACGACACAAGCUCACCCCGGGCCUCCCGAGCAAGCUUCUCGCCCUGACUGUGCUGCUCGGCGCCCAGGGCGCACUGGGCUGGUACAUGGUUGCCUCAGGGCUGGAGGACGAGAUCCUCCAUACGCCAGGAGCCGUACCCCGCGUAAGCCAGUACAGGCUGGCCGCGCACUUGGGAGCAGCGCUGGUAUUCUACGCCGGGCUGGUGUUGAUGGGGCUCUCGGUGCUCCGGGACGCUGCGUAUGUCAAAGGGAAAGGGUGGCGUGCAGACGGAGGGUGGGAACGCGCUUGGGCUGCAGCGCCAGCCCAGAUGCGCCAGUUCCGCCUGGCGACAUACGCCGUUGCUGCGCUGGUGUUCGUCACCGCCCUCAGCGGGGCGUUCGUCGCCGGCCUAGACGCGGGGCUGAUAUACAACGAAUUCCCUCUCAUGGGAGGUCGGCUUAUCCCUCCUGGGGAAGAGCUCGUCCGGCCCGAAUUCAGCCAAGUGAGGAUCAAGCAUACUCGGAAGGACAGCAACGGCGCCCAGAGCGUCCACAUCGAAGAGCUAGACCAGCCAUGGAGGAACAUAUUCGAGAACCCGACAACGGUGCAGUUCGACCACCGGGCGCUGGCUGUCACGGCCUAUGUCGCUGUAGGGGCACUGCAUUUCCUCGCGCUGAGGUUUAGGAAGGUGCUGCCUCUGCAUGCACGGAGGCUGGCGGGUUGGAGCUUCGGGUUCGCGAAUUUGCAGGUUGCGCUGGGGAUUAGCACGCUGAUCUACCUCGUACCUGUCGAGCUGGCGGCUGCGCAUCAAGCUGGGAGUGUGUGCUUGUUGACGGCGCUCUUGGCGCUGAUGGCCGUAUUACGCAGACCGGGGAAGUGGGGGAUCCUUUGGCGGGAAGCGGUCAAGCGUGGGCAGGUGAGGCGUUGACCGCUGUGUACGGAAGGAGGGGGAAUGGGGCCUCUGGAUGGGCUGGAAAGUUGGAGACGAAAAAGAAAUUGGUGCCACCACUCACUGUACUAUACACCAUGGGCAGACGUAAUACACUUGGUUUCGC
Molecule: messenger RNA, 1821 nt
Organism: Dacryopinax primogenitus
Lineage: Eukaryota; Fungi; Basidiomycota; Dacrymycetes; Dacrymycetales; Dacrymycetaceae
Product: COX15-CtaA-domain-containing protein
Exons: 2
Coding region: 57-1694 (545 amino acids)
Biological process (GO): heme A biosynthetic process
Cellular component (GO): mitochondrial inner membrane
Molecular function (GO): oxidoreductase activity, acting on NAD(P)H, heme protein as acceptor
Source: RefSeq, a predicted model, not a curated record